ACUGGUAUCCGGGUGCAUUUGCAGUAUUGCACGAUGCACAUGCUGCGCAACAUGAACAAACACUACGGUCUCGGCGAUCAAGCCUUUCAGAAUGCAGUCUGGAAUAUCCAGGGCGCCGAAAAGCAAAGAGAGUUUGCUGACGGUCUUGCCAAACUUCGCCGAGAUUACGGUUAUGCUGUGGCCAACUACAUAGCAUCAAUUCCUACGGACUUCUGGUCAUUGUCAUCCGCAUCGACGGUCUUGCCUUUGUUUGGAUGGAGAAGCACUAACUUUGUCGAAAGCGAGAACAGCACUACGGUAGAAAGUGGUAUCCGCGACGUAGGCCCGUAC
Phytophthora sojae is the source of this 330-nucleotide messenger RNA. RefSeq lists its product as hypothetical. Lineage: Eukaryota; Oomycota; Peronosporomycetes; Peronosporales; Peronosporaceae. The transcript is spliced from 2 exons. The annotation marks the transcript as partial. The record is from RefSeq and is a predicted model, not a curated record.